CGUCGCUCUGCCAUGAUCAUGCUGCCUACGAAGGUUGUCGGACAUCGACAGCUUUAAAACGGGAAUUCUAAAAGUAAUUCACUGUUUGAGUCGAUCCAAGUAGCUCGGCGGUUCGAUCUUGAACCCGAAACCAAUCAAUUUUUUAUGCCAUCUUCUAGUUUGCAUGCAGGAGCGAGCCGGCGCUCUUUCCUCUUCCUUCCACUUCUUUUCUCGAGAGGGAACGCGUGCACCUUCGGCCGGUCUGACUCUUCGUUGGCAUUUCACUUUGAAUGACAGAGAAGCAAGAUGGCAGAUUGGUUGAGACCUGUUUUCGCCAGGACCAAAACUCCUGUCCCAAACUUUACUGACCGACAAAGCAGCUUCUCCGCCGACGACAAGAGCGAAGAUGGAGACAUAUCGAGGCUACGGCCAACGUCCCGAGUUUCUUCCUAUAUGAACAUCCGAUCCAGCACGCCACCUAUUCCUCAGACACCAGAUUCCUUUGCAAACAUUCGAAGCCCCGAGAGCGUGUACCACAAACCUUCAGUCGAUCACAUGGCCGAGACUCUCAAGGUCGUUAUGAUGAAUCAAAGCUCGAUGGACCCUGUUCCUAUCGCUUACAAUGCUUGUAUUCUUCACGUCUUGGAAGCAUAUCAAGAUUUGAGCACGGAAUUAGUCAAGAAGGAGAACUUUCUCGAGGAUUUAAAGCUGAGCCAUACGAAGGAUAUCCAUGACUUCGACGCUCUGGCUACUCAGUGGGAAAUGAAAGAACGGGAUUACAAAAUCGAGAUGAAGAAGCUAGAAGUCCUGUUGAGUCGGACGGAAGGUGGGAUGGAGAAGGUGACGCUGGCGAGGAGUAAGAGUGCAGUUCACGGCUCUGGAGCAGCCGAGAGGAUCAAGAGGGGCAUCGGCACCAUCAAAGAAAGGAAUUCCGACCGUAACCAUGAAGACAGCAAGGAAGACUUCACUGCAGAUAAGACAGUUGGUAGAGAUGCCACUGUGAAACCGUCGUUCCAUCCUAGAUUCAAUGUUAGACCCCAAAUCAAUACACAAACCUCAUUACAUGGUGCAGGAGUGCCGGGGAAGCGCCAGUUCCAUACCAAUCUUCUUCGCUCGCGAGGAUCGAGUGCCAGUCAAGAUUCACUCACAACAUUCGACCGGCCAACCCCUGAAACGCUUUCGAAUCUGACAAAGUCCGAACUUGAUGUAUUCCAGCGACAACAAGUAGAAGGAGAGUAUGCAAUGGCUUCUGAUUCGUCUACCUCGGGCCCGGAUUCAAGCGCUCAAUUUUCUCAUGACGACGAGAAACCUUACCUGCAAUCGCGAGUUGGGCUUGGAAUUGACAUCGACGAGAAGCCUCUUCCGAAAAUCCCCUCCAAUCAAGAGCCAAACAGGGCUAGGCGUACGGUCAGCGAUUUUUGUGCUGCCGGAUAUCCACAAUUCGAUUCUGGCGGCGAGAGUGCGGAAAUGUCUCCAUUGGGGUUCUCAUUCAAACCGGGAGAUGAUACGGGUAUUCUCAUUCAGAAGACGACCAGAGAUUUGAAUACGAAAAGUGCAGUGGGCAUCAGAACUUACCAGCCGCGCAGCGCUACUUCCAGGGAACAAUCCGAGGAAUCAUACACAAGUGCUCAGAGCGUAGAAGGAUCGCAGCCUCCCAGGUCAGCGCCAUUUGUUCACAAGUCCAAACUCCCAAGCAAGCCUGGCCGAGACCUACAAGAAUCUGAGGCGUUAAAACGAGACGAUUCAACCAGCAGUAUCAUUACCGCAGUACGUGGAGAUUCUCGACGCAGCAGCGUUGACGGCUCAAGACAUAGUAGUCAAGGCGCGCGACAGAGGUUGAACAGAAACUCGGGGAGCAACGAGGCUGUUACUGCAGCGAUCCGAGCACUAGCCAUUGCAUCCGCAGGAACAAGGGGCUCGCCGAGGAAGGGUUCGAGCUCCAGAACCAGGGAAGGGAGUCUGAGGGGGGAGGAAAGUCCCAGGAUUGACGAGGAAGAAGAAGUUUUAAAUAAGGAGAGUCAGAAGGCGAGUUCUGCUCGGAGCGAGGUCUGAAUCGUGAUAGGAGAGCAUGCAAAUCCCGAGCCAAAGUCUGUCCGUAUCUGAAAGCGACGCUUGCUUAAGUUCUGGGAAUACAUGUUAGAGUCUUUGCGAAGGAGAGAGUAGCGCAACAAAUAAGACAUGGAAAUGAGAUGAAGCAGGACA
This is a messenger RNA of Hyaloscypha bicolor E, 2181 nucleotides long. RefSeq lists its product as uncharacterized. The record is from RefSeq and is a predicted model, not a curated record. The transcript has 3 exons. Lineage: Eukaryota; Fungi; Ascomycota; Leotiomycetes; Helotiales; Hyaloscyphaceae. Bases 286 to 2031 code for a protein of 581 amino acids.